GCCAGAAAAGAGUUGAUUGUUCAGUAGUGAAAACGUGUUUUAUAAUACGCUACUUUAUAAAUAACGUAACAUUGAUAUGUCGAUACACAAUAUCGUCAAAAUAUAUGCAAAUGUUCGGUAUAAAAACUCAAAUAAGUUCACUAAUCAAACAAGAUCUUUGGCAACUAAUAUAACGGAUUCUCUGAAAAUGCCGGACUGUAAACACAUACCUUCAACUUACAUGGGUUUAAAUUACGAAGAGAUAAAGAAAGCACAUGAGUCAAUAGUGUCUCCUUCUUUAAGACCAUUUUAUAAGAAACCCUUAAUUAUUCAUGAAGGUCAUAAACAAUGGUUGUGGGAUCAUCGUGGGAAACGUUAUUUGGAUAUGUUUGGUGGUGUUGCUACAAUAUCUGUUGGACAUUCUCAUCCGAAAAUAGUUGCAGCUAUAACUGAACAAGCAACAAAAUUAAACCAUGUAUCCUCAGUAUAUAUGCAACCUCGUUUACAUGAAUAUGUAAAGAAAUUAACUAAAAAAUUUCCGGAAAAGCUAAAAGUAGUUUAUUUAACGAAUAGCGGUUCAGAGGCAAAUGAAUUAGCAUUCUUAAUGGCUAGAGUUCACACACGUAAUCAUAGCAUCAUUUCACUGAAAAAUGGUUAUCAUGGAGCAACUUAUGGGACGGUAGCAUCCACUGCUAUAAGUACUUGGAGGUACCCAUUUGUUGUACAACCACCCGGAUAUUUGCACGUGACCUAUCCAGAUGUUUAUAGAGGUCAGUGGGGUGGUUCAAAAUGCAGGGACUCAUUAGUGCAAGCAAAUAGGCAUUGUGACUGUAACAAUGAAAAAUGCGUAGCAUCAGAGAAGUAUUUCACUGAAUUUGAGGAUACGUUUCGUUUUAGUUUGCCCCGUGCACAGGGUAUAGCUGCGUUCAUAGCUGAGAGUAUUCAGGGAGUCGGAGGAGCAGUACAAUAUCCCAAAGGUUUUCUUCAAAGGGUGUACAAUUAUAUCCGUGACAAAGGCGGUCUUUGUAUAGCGGAUGAAGUUCAAACUGGAUUUGGUAGAACUGGUGAACAUUUUUGGGGCUUCGAAAGUCAUGGGGUGCUACCUGAUAUAGUGACACUGGCAAAAGGUAUGGGAAAUGGAUUUCCUCUUGGCGCGGUAGUCACUACCACCGAAAUAGCCAAUAGUCUAAAUGCUGCAUUGCAUUUCAAUACUUUCGGUGGAAAUCCGAUUGCAUGUGCCGUGGGAACGACGGUGCUUGACAUCAUCGAAGAAGAGGGACUUCAAGAAAAUGCGCAUAUCGUUGGCAUGUACUUGAUCAAUCGUUUGAAUUCUUUUCUAUUGGAAUUCCCAAAUAUCGUAGGCGAUGUUAGAGGUAAAGGACUAAUCAUCGGCAUAGAAUUAAUUUCAAAUUCAGGAACGAAAGAACCAUUAGCAAACGAAUGUAUGACCGAGAUUUUCGAAGACAUAAAAGAUAUGGGUGUCCUUCUCGGCAAAGGAGGAUUAUGUGCAAACGUAUUGAGAUUAAAACCACCUCUGUGUGUAAGCAAACAGGAUGCGGACUUUACAUUCAAUGUAAUUAAGAAGGUGUUAGAAAAACAUCAACAGAAACACUUGAAAGUAUAAUUAUAAACGAAAUAUAGUUCAAAAAGAACAUAUAAACACAAUCCCUUUUAUUUGGUACAAUCAGUUAUAAUUUACAUUAUUUAUGUUACAAUUUGUACAAUACAGUUUUUGUAGUGUUAUUAAAUUAAGUUAGCAUGCAAAUUGUGUGACUACUGUUAAGUUAAAUUGAUUAUUCACAGUAUAGAUAAACAAUAUAUUUGGCAAUAAAAUUAUUUUUCUUCAA
This is a messenger RNA of Megalopta genalis, 1826 nucleotides long. RefSeq names its product alanine--glyoxylate aminotransferase 2, mitochondrial. Lineage: Eukaryota; Metazoa; Arthropoda; Insecta; Hymenoptera; Halictidae. The record is from RefSeq and is a predicted model, not a curated record. Gene Ontology annotation, cellular component: mitochondrion. Gene Ontology annotation, biological process: glyoxylate catabolic process. Gene Ontology annotation, molecular function: pyridoxal phosphate binding; L-alanine:glyoxylate transaminase activity.